CGUCGAUUCGAUAAUUGCAAGGAUUUCCCCUUGCCUGUCUGCUUGAAUACAACAGGCAAAGUGGUCCCUGGGUCCGCCCCCAUGUCUAUAAAAGGUUCGGAGUGAAGGUUUGAGCAGCUCUGGUCUCGCAAAUUCCGUGUGCUAAAUAGGUUGGGAAACCGCAGUCAGGUUGCCUGCAAGUGUGCUCGAAAACCUGACAGAAAGAAACAUGGCCGCCUCCCAAGAAAACGAAGCGCUCCUCUCAACGGACACGGCAGAACCCGCAUCAGACAUCCCUUCAUCACCCAGAACAGCGUCCUCUCGUAGAUCACACCCCAAGCAUACGUUACCAUCGCAUGUCUCCCGCCGCGUUCUCGUAAUCUCCAUCCUCCUUACGGCUGUCCUUACCACCUUGACUUGUAUCACAACCCUCUCCCAGUCGCCAACUAUCGCUAGGUGGAUCAGCCUCCCAGAACCGCUUACGGAUCCUGCCAAGCAAGAGCCGGAUCAUGCAUUCCGAAAUGGGAAUUGGACGCCGGUGGAUGUGGGACCGCGGUUACAGUAUCAGAAGGUGUACAAAACAUGCCCAUUGCUGGAUCAGCAGGAUCGAUGUGACGACGAGCAGUACGAAAGAUUGCUUGGUUGGAAAUGGAGUGGAGGGGAUGAUACGAGUCUGGCAACGCUGGAAGAAACCUCGUACAUAGAAGAGGACGAGCAGGCGGCGUCAACUGAGCCAACCACUGACGCCACCGAGGAUCAGACAAAGACUUUGGAAGAAGCCGACUCCAAAAACGAAGAAGAGAAACAUAAGCGAACGAAUCGCGUUGAACGGAGGAGUAGACGCCAGCUUCGGUUCGAGCGGCGAGACUCUCCGGUCUCCAUCCCACCCACAGCGCCCAAAACACGGCGACUGGACCCACUGCAUGUGCUGGAGAAGUGCCUGACAAACAAAACACUUGGCAUCUCUGGCGACUCCCUCUCACGCCAGUUCUUCCACGCCCUAGCAUGCACUUUUCAUGGGCACGGAGCGAAAUUGACGAUCACCCAUGUGCCGGACACCAAGUAUCUCGUGCAGAUCAAUGUUGAGCAUCCCAAGGCGAAGAAGAAUCACGCGAGAAGUGGGAAGCCGCUGAGAAUACUCUGGACGGGGAACCAGCUGAACCCAUACUUGAUGGCGUAUACGGCCAGCAGACCGCGCCCGGUUAUUAGCACCACCGAACUGCAUCCAAGCUUGAUGGAGCUUGUGAACCAUGUGAAGAAGGAUGCAAAGGAUGGGAACGCCGAAUUGGACCACCUGGUGCUAAACACCGGUUUAUGGCUGGACCCAUCGUCAUUCCAAUCCGACUCGAAAGACUUCAUCCAGACCUACGCAGAUACCAUCACCAGCGCCAUACAUUCGCUGAACGAGGCGUUCUCGUUCAAGCAGAACGACGGGGCUGCAAGCGCGGGGUCAACAAGUUCAUGCACGACGAAAAUAUGGCUUCGCACCUCGCCUUUCCGGCAUUACCGCCACGGCGACUACAACACUAACGGCCGCUGCGAAGCCAAACGACCCCAGUUCCCAUCAUCACCGCUGACAUACUACUACGGCGCUUACGCCGAGACAAUGCAGAAUGAAAUCCUCAAGGAUGUUCUCAAGGCGAAGACGCGGAUCAGUGACAUUCAAGCGAAGAGCAGCAACUACGCAAGUCCAGUAUUCGACUUGUUGGAUAUCACAGAGAUCUCGAAAGCGAGGGAGGAUGCACAUCGCAGUACAAAGGAUUGCUCGCACUAUUGCCUGCCUGGAGUGGUGGAUGUGUGGGUAGACGUAUGGCUCAGGAGGAUUUGGGAUGAGUGUGUCGGCAAUGACCGGGACCAUUGACACGAUGUGGCAACUGCAGGAGUCUCCUGCUGUAUGUAGACCGAAUUUUCGCUGAGUGACGUUGAAAACAGU
This is a messenger RNA of Fimicolochytrium jonesii, 1912 nucleotides long. RefSeq names its product GDSL/SGNH-like acyl-esterase family found in Pmr5 and Cas1p-domain-containing protein. The transcript has a single exon. NCBI's taxonomy places the organism in Eukaryota, Fungi, Chytridiomycota, Chytridiomycetes, Spizellomycetales, Powellomycetaceae. The record is from RefSeq and is a predicted model, not a curated record. The coding region runs from base 209 to 1840 and encodes 543 amino acids. Gene Ontology annotation, molecular function: O-acetyltransferase activity.